Molecule: messenger RNA, 5942 nt
Organism: Biomphalaria glabrata
Lineage: Eukaryota; Metazoa; Mollusca; Gastropoda; Planorbidae
Product: protein mono-ADP-ribosyltransferase PARP14-like
Exons: 23
Coding region: 1022-4378 (1118 amino acids)
Biological process (GO): negative regulation of gene expression
Cellular component (GO): cytoplasm; nucleus
Molecular function (GO): transcription corepressor activity; NAD+ poly-ADP-ribosyltransferase activity
Source: RefSeq, a predicted model, not a curated record
UGACUAUUUAACGUUACGACAACAAAGAUCGAUUUUUAUUUCCAUGCUGUUGUUGUAUAAUCGUUUACCUGGAAUCCGAACACAGAAGGUUUCAUUAUCGUUUGUUGUUAGAGAUUGCAUACAAUCGUUAUUGAAAUCGUUAUUAGAAUACCAAAUACUAUAGUUUUCACAGAAUUUCAUUCUGCACUACAGAAAAGGUAAAUAUGAUCUUUAGCGUCCUCUGAUAACUAGAGUUACUUUCGUUUUCUUGCUUGUCUCCCUUUUUUUAAAAGUAAAAUAAUAAAGUAGUUUACUUAACAGGCUUCUACGCUAGGAAGAACUCGCCUGUCUCUGUUUAGGCUGUUUAAGUGGGUGUUAUGCACCCAGCAUAACGACACACUAUGUUGAGGUUUGUCAUCUAAUUUCAUAUAGCUCUUGAAGCAGGUGAAAACUUUGAGACUAGAAAAGGAUUUCUAUUCUUUCUAUUUACUAGAGUAAAAGUUUCCAGUAGGACUAGAACUACAGCGCUUGCCGUCAUGACUUAUUGAUUACAUGUAGUGUCUAUUGUCAUAAGCAUAUGGAGUUGGUUUGUUUGCUAGCUGUGUUUCGGUUUCUUUUGUGCACCAUAAUAGUUUGUGCGCUGUUUCUAAGGACGUGCUAUGUUGGUGUCAUUGCUUCUAUUUGUUUUGCUUGGGUAGCAGAUUUUUGGCUGGAGCUCUCUGUUUUGUUAUGUUUCCCCCAGUAUUGGAUAAUUUUGGUUAUUUUAAUUCUUUUCUUUAUUUCAUAGACCUAAAGUCGUUGGUAUUGUAAUCGUGUGAAUGGCUAUCACAUGGAAUGCAUAUUUUUUCUUGUUUAGAGACGCAGACUUGGGACUCUACUGGAGUCAAGCCUGAUCUGUAGAAUGUGUAGUUGCAUGGACCUUACUAGGCUUUUAUCUAUGGCAUUGGGGUGUGGGCAUCGCGAGCCCAGGUUGGACUGUUUGCACUGAGACUAAGGUGUGCUUGCCUGGCUGAAAAAUAUCGGUGUUAACAAGAUAGAACUAAUGGAUACUCGGCAUUUAUUCAACAUAAAUCAAGGAGAUUUUUUUGAAUUUCUGUUGAACGGUACAGCGCACUGGGGAAUCAGCAUUGAUAACAAUAUAUGUGUCUACGCAGGAAUUGACGAAGUCACGGAUAGUGACUCUUUUUUUAGACAGUUUCCUAGUUAUACUGUGAAGGUAACAAAGAUGCAACAGUUAGUUUUGACUGGCAACUUGCAAAGAAACAGCUCUGAACUAGGCCUAUGGUCCAAUGGAACUGCCGUUGCUGUGAAAGCACUCAAGCACAUUGGAUCCAAAAACUGGAGAAGCAGUAGAGAAUUCGUAGAUUAUUGCAAAGGAAAUAUAUGGCUUUAUGUGAUCGUUUGUCUGUUUCUUGUCAUGUUAUCAAUAUUUACUCCAACGGAAAAUGCUAGUCCUAUAUUUCUUAAUCAUCCUGGAUUCAGAUGUGCUUUUGCUAUAUGUGCCAUAUUCGUAAUUUACAUACUUGUCACUAACAAGAGAAAUGAAUUCUUAAGGGUUAAAGAGAAUCCCUUCACUGGAGUCAAGCGAGAUUUCAUGAACAAAUAUUUGAUGGAAGAUUUGAACAGAUUCAACUGGUUACAUAAGGGAGUAGCUGAAAUAAAGCUUACACCAGAAAUGUUGAUUUUGACUGGGAAAAUACAAUAUUUUCUAGUUUGUGACAAUUUCGUACAACAUCUAACGACCACAAUCAAUGUACACAAGACGCAGAUAGAGAUGUUUGGGAUUCAAGAGUACCUGCAAGGUGACAGAGGCAAAGACUUGGUCAGAAAGCUAGAAUUUGAAAAUAGAUGCCUGGUAGACAUCUUCUGGGAUGUUAAACCUGAGACCAAAAAUGAAACAAGAGAUUUCCCAGAUAAAAGUGAUAUUUAUUGUGGAUGGAAUUUCGGAAAUAUAUAUGUGAGAGUAAUCCAAGGAGAAAUUGAUAAACAGAAGACUGAUGUUAUUGUUAGUACAGUGGAUAAAUCUCUUAACCUAAGUCUUGGAACUAUGGCCUCGUCGGUUCUGAGAGCUGCUGGUGAUAUUAUACAGAUAGAACUGCGAAAAAGAUAUAAAACUGGCAUUGCGGUUGGUGAUUAUGCUCAGUCUAGUGGUGGCAUGUUACCAUGCAAUUACAUUCUUCAUGUUUGUCUGCCAUUUUACAGACCAGAUAACACCAGACAGAUUCAAAAUAUAAUCAGUAAGCUCUUAAAUGGAGCUGAAAGCCUCAAAGCCAAGUCAAUCUCUUUCCCUGCUCUGGGUACAGGAAUUUUGCGAUACCCACCAGAUAUCUCGGCUGAAGUCAUCAUGGAAGCCAUUAGGCAACAUGCUACAAAGAAUACGCAUACUUUACAGUUUGUUAAUAUUGUUGUCUUUCCAAAAGAUAAAAAGUGUUUUGAUGCAGUUUUUGCUAGAGGAGGCACACUAUUCAACGAUAAUUCUGGUAAUCUAAAUGAUGGGAUCUCUAAAGUUGAAGGCGAUGUUUAUCAAUGUGGAAAAGUAUUUCUAAAGAUAAAACAAGGGGACAUAACAAAACAAAAUACUGAUGUCAUAGUGAAUGGUUUGAAGGAUUCAGUGGAUCUUGCUACAUCAGGUCAAGUUGGUGCUGAUUUGCUUGAAAAAUCUGGCCAGUCACUCCAAAGAGAAUGCAAUUUAAAAAAGAAUGAAAUGCUAUUAAAAGGGGUUAUGGUGACCUCAGCACCAAAGUUGUUCUGUAAACAUAUCGUUCACAUCAGUCUGAACAAGUUUGAUCAUUCCAUGGACAGAGGCAUCUUGAUGGCUUUUACAGAAGCCGAAAAACUAGGAGCUAAAUCUGUCUCUUUACCAGCUCUACAGUCAGUCGACAAAAAGACGAAAGCAAAAACAAUGAAAAAGUGGAUAUUUCAAUCACUAAAGCAGUUUAGUAAACUAGAACCACAGAACGUUGUAAACAUAAAGUUAGUUACCAAUGAACCAGCAAUUCUUGAUGAGUUUUUUAAAGAUAGCCAUAACUUAAAAAACAGUACACCUGCUAGAAGAAUUUCAAUGAAUGUCAAAAUACAGAUUUACUCAGCUGAUGCUCAUAGAAACGCAGAGAUUUCCAGAAAGCUUCAAGAACAAUGUGCUUUAGCUUAUAAUGAUAUACAGAAGGAAGAAUCUAAUCUGCAUCAGCUUACUGUCAAGCAGAUUGAAAAAUUAAAGAAUCUAGGGAUUGAACAUAACAUCAAAGUUGACAUUAGUUGUCAGGAUGGUUUGGUUCGAAUGAAAGGUUUUGAUUUAGAGAGAAUUUCACAAAUUUAUGGCAAACUGAAGAAAAUGACUAAAACUGCUGAAGAAACACGUGAACUUUCAAAUGUUUAUGUCAAACUAAAAGAAAUGACUGGAGCUGAAGAAACAUCUGACAUUUCGCAAGUUAAUUGCAAGCUGAAUGAGAUAGCUGAAGUUGAAGACACUUCUUGUAAUAAGCAUGAAAUGUUAGACUCCUUCAACAUACCUUUGAAUGAAACUUCAGUCAACGAUUCAGCUGAGACUUCACUUCCAAGAUCACCUUCUGUCCAGUGGGUAUAUGGUCAAGGAAAAAACUGGAACAAUUAUGAUACAUUGCUAAACAGUGAGAUAGAAAAAGAAUACCACAAUAAAGCCAGUCACUUCACAAGACAAGAUGCCAAUGGCAACAAAUACUUCAUCGAUUUCACGAGUAUGACUGAAAUUCACUUAGAUAUCAAUGAUAAAAAAGACUCCACAUUGAAAAUUAAACGUCUCAGCGAAGCUAAAGAUUUAACUAGAACCAAUUCUUGGCCUAAAUAUUGGGAUUUGAUGGCACAUAAUAAGAAUUUAGAAGUAUGUGAUUUAAACUCAAAAAGUCUGGAAUAUAAAGAAGUAAAAGAUCAUUUCAAACUAUCAUUAAAUGGAAGGUCUGUGAAGAUUGAAAAGAUUCAACGCAUUCAAAACAAAUCCCUCUUCUUGCAAUUCUGUGCCAAAAAAGAUGAAUUGGAACUGCACAAUCCUGAGAACCAUCAAAAUGAAAGGAAAUUAUUUCAUGGAACCUCAGCCUCCUCUAUAAAUCAAAUUAAUGAAAUUGGAUUCAAUCGAAGCUUCUGUGGAAAGAACGGUACUGCUUACGGUAAAGGUGUUUAUUUCGCUACCGAGUCCAGCUAUUCUACAAAUUAUGCUGAACCAGACCAUCGUGGCAAGCGUUACAUGUACAGAGCUAGAGUUUUGACUGGACAGUUCAUCGCGACCUCCCCAGAAACUAAGUGUCCUCCCAAAAAGCCAGGAACCAACAGACCCUAUGAUUCUGGAGGAAAUAAAAAUCAAGGAAUCUUUGUCAUUUUUCAUGACGCCCAAAUGUAUCCAGAAUAUUUGAUUACAUAUCUACUGUAAUAGUUCUAAAUGGAGAAUGUUAUUCUUAUGACAUCAUAUGUAACAGUUCUAUCAACAGAAUGUUAUUUUUUAAUAAUUGUAAUAUCUGUAAACGCUUCAAAUAGCCUAUAGAAUUAUAGAAUGUUAUUUUUAGUAAUUGUAAUAUCUGUAAACGCUUCACAUAGCCUAUAGAAUUAUAGAAUGUUAUUUUUAGUAAUUGUAAUAUCUGUAAACGCUUCAAAUAGCCUAUAGAAUUAUAGAAUGUUAUUUUUUAAUAAUUGUAAUAUCUGUAAACGCUUCACAUAGCCUAUAGAAUUAUAGAAUGUUAUUUUUAGUAAUUGUAAUAUCUGUAAACGCUUCAAAUAGCCUAUAGAAUUAUAGAAUGUUAUUUUUUAAUAAUUGUAAUAUCUGUAAACGCUUCAAAUAGCCUAUAGAAUUAUAGAAUGUUAUUUUUAGUAAUAGCAUUAUCUUGAACACUUCUAAAUGUAUAUUAUUAAUAUUAUAUUAUACUUAUUAAUUGCAUAGUAUAUAAAAAUUCUUAAUGUAGAAUGAUAUCCUUAUUAAUGGCAUCAUUGUAACAGUUUUUCAUAUAGAUUGUUUUUCGGUCAACAAUAUUUUUAGUGCAUCUUUUUGCAUCCAAAUCUUAAUUGCUCAUAAAUGUAUAUGCUACCUCGAUGUUACUGACAAGAUUCAAUUAUAUAGGUCUUUUCUCAUUAUUUUUUCGUUGAAUAAAUUAGCAUGUUAGAUUCCUGACACUUAUCUGCUGUGCCUAAGUCCUAAUUAGAAACACUGGCCAUUAAACGAGGUCUUUUUGUGUAUACUCCCCGCCCUUACCUUUCAACCUCCCAUUUCACUUCGUGCCCCAGGGUACAUUUAUAGGGAGGAGGGGGGAUCAUGGAAGACUUAACAAUAAAAAACUAAAAAGAGACAAUUCCUUAUUCAUAAACAUCUGAGCUACUAUAUCAUUUUUCUUUAACUUGACAAUGACGUUGUCAAACCAACUUUGUAUUAUUUCUAGGGUUGUAGCAGGGUCACUUAAUCUUCUAAAUGUAAGACAUUAACAUUAUUCAUUUAAGGAUUACUUUAAUUGGGCACUCAGCAUUAUCGAUAUUCGUCUAUGUAUAAAUACACUUGUGUGCACCAGGUGUGUGCAUAUAAUUAUUGUAAUGAAUAACUCGAGACAUUUAUGCCUUAGACGACGACCAUCUGGCCUUCAAUGUACGGCAUAUUAUUGUCACCUAAACCAGCCACACCAACACUUCAACAGCAUUUCUAUGUGUUCUAUAUAUGUUCUUUAUAUAUAUAUAUAUAUAUAUAUACUUUCCCUACCUAAGGUCGGGUACCCAUUAGAGUUGGGGGGGGGGACUUAGGGGUGCCCUAAAAAUCACGAAAUUCACCAAGUCUACACCAAGAUUCGAACCCUGGACUCCAGGUUCGAAAGCCAAGCGCUCAACCACUAAGCGACGGCCCCACCCCAUAUAUAUAUAUAUAUAUAUAGAUAUAGUACUUUUUAUACGAUGCAUAUGAUAUUAUAUUCUAAAAGAUUGCUUGAAAAUGGUAUUAAACAUUUUUGUUGGUGAACGGA